This is a messenger RNA of Ilyonectria robusta, 2144 nucleotides long. RefSeq lists its product as uncharacterized. The transcript has 4 exons. Bases 51 to 2072 code for a protein of 673 amino acids. NCBI's taxonomy places the organism in Eukaryota, Fungi, Ascomycota, Sordariomycetes, Hypocreales, Nectriaceae. The record is from RefSeq and is a predicted model, not a curated record.
CCGUUAUUCAACUUGUGCCUGCUAUUGGCUGCUUCCUAACUCCGUCCGCGAUGGCCGAGGUCGUCGGCCUGGUAGCUAGCAGCCUCACGUUGCUCGAGGUUGCCGACAGAGUCACCCGUGGCCUCUUUCAAUUGAAGCGGCUAUGGGAUGAAGUCAAAGACGUACCUGAAACGAUUCGGGAGAUUCUCACACGUUUGGACGUCCUCCUUCCCGUUGUCAUCGAGAUCGACAAAGACUUACAAAGGGAACCGACUAUGUCGGGCAACAGCGCCGCUGUUUUGAGCUUGUCAUAUUGCCAGAACGCAAUCAACGAGCUCACGUCAGUGAUUGACGACCUGUCGCACAACAUUGAAUCAGUCAGGGGAUUCAGGAGGAAUGCCGCCAGAGUCAAAGUCGUGUUAAAGAAAGACGCUCUAUCAAAGUAUGAACGGAAACUAGAGUGGGCUAUUCAGCUUUUACUUCUUGCACAGCAGCUACACACAAUCGCCAUCUUAAGGCUUCAACCCGAAGCAAUUGUACAGUGUCUCGUGUCUUCCGAGCUGUCCAUUCGACCAGAACCCGACUCUGAAAAGCACCAGGAGCUAUCGCCAUCCCUUGAGCAAAUUGCCAAGGAUGAAUCAAGUCAGCAGAUUUCAGCCGCUUCGCAUUCAAGAAACUGGACGAAAUUGCCUUGGAGACGGCCUUCUUUGUUUGGUAGUUUCGUUUAUACCUCCCAGCCUUCGAAACCAGACGCUCUAUUGAACUCUCUCAGUUAUUGUGCCCGACUUCAACUACCUAGGUGGAUCACAAACAAGGCGUGGGAUAUAAUGGUCGCCCCAGGACCAAACAUAUCUCUCCGAGCUUACUCUGUUGUUCCACGCGAUUCUCCUAUCUUUGAAUGUGUUAAAACUGGCGACGUGGACAAGAUGUUUGAUCUUUUCCGUCAGGGUGCCGCCUCCCCACUUGAUGUAGAUCAAUAUGGCCGAGGUUUAUUUCAGACUGCAUGUCGCUAUGGUAAUAUUUCCACGAUGAUAACUCUUCGGCAGCUCGACAUUCGAUGCCUAGAGAUGAGCCAGAGAUAUUCGUGGAUAUCAGAAUGCUUACACUUUCUUCUCAGGGAAGGCUCUGUGACCGAGGCGUUCUGUCAUUUCCUCCUGCAGAAUGGGGCUUUUCACAAGGAAGAUUACGAUUCCGAUGAACAAUGGGACAUUUCUUUAUGGAACUCGCAAAUUAUUUGUGCAAGUUCCCCAAACGCAGUGCGCCUUAUACUGCCAUACAUAUCACCCGAUCACCACACCUUGUCAGCAUACAAACGCCUCGGAUCAGUCCACCUUCAUCGAAACCACCCAAUCUCGUUACGUCUAUUCCUUCAGCCAGACGGGAGCAUUAUCGCCAGCGAUAUACGAGAACUCCAGCAACAAGGAUUAUCCCUUGCCGUCCUGGUUGCGCUUCUUUCCACGGCACAGACAGGAAGACAAACUCCUCCAACGAAUCAUUGGAGGAGAUUGCGUCGGGAUACAAUUGCCGUGACGGAGUCCUUAAGCUUUCGACAAGGGCCCCUGGGCUCACUCUUCGAAUACCACCCUGGAUUAAGUCACCAACCAAUCGGGACUGCAUUCUCUGCCAUAAUAGUAGGGACCCUGGUCUCAAUUUACGAUUGGGCCGAUUAUGAAACCAAGAAUGAGUGGAUUCAUCAGCUGAAUACGGCGCUUCAGAACUGGUUGGAAGACCUGAGCAUUGCCGGUGUUGACCUCGCUGAAUAUGGCAGAAUUGAAGAGGCCAUCCUAAGCAGUCUCAGUCCUUCAGAGAAAUCCUUCAUCGCUUUUUUCCCUGCAACUCAACAUCCAACCCGGAUGCCAACGAAACGCUGGAAUUAUUACCAAAUUGGUCAUAUCAAGUUAGAAAGCUUCACCUACGGGCCUAAACCGACAGACUGGAGCUAUGUGUGGGACUACCCAACUGAGAACUUCUCCGGUGAAUUCUGGGAGAUGAUUGAUAAUGUGUCUUUGAAGGUCCCGGGGUCUUGGGUCGAGGAUUCUGACUCAGAUGAUUCAAGCUCUUAUGGCUCAGAUGAAUGGGGCAUGUAUGGAUGAAUGCUAAAUGAGGGGGCCAAGCGUCUUCUCGCAUUGGUAAAAUCGUGUAAGGAGUAUCUAGCAAGAUAACAG